UUGGGAUGAGGACGUUUUAACAUGCAUGAUGGAGAACUUUGGAAACAAAGUAUCACUUCCUCAAAUAUAUAAGUAGUCCCAUGAUCUUCAUGCAAAUUAAUAGCAGACUGGAAAAGUGAUUCGAGUGAAAGUUACGUCGCCAUGCUUUUUCUACAUACUUUCAAGAAGAUUUUGUUGAUAAUUAUCCUUGGAUUCACUUCAAGCAAGGGAAUACCAUGGUAUCAAUGGAAGCCUGAAUUUGUGCUGACAUACGAACCAUCUCCAGCUCGAACAGGUUCGUCGGUCUCCCUCACAUGUCAGGCACCGAGCGGGACCCUUCUCGGAACAAGUGAUAUUUUGCAGUGGAAACAUGAAGAUAAGAUAUUUGUAAAUGUCAACUCUAAUACCUGUCAACCAGUUUCAACACGCCUGUCGUGUAAAACCGACUACAGCAGGCACAUCGUCACCAUCAACAUAUCAAAUGUAACGAUGGCUGAUAGCGGGCUGUGGCAUUGUAAACGCUAUGGUAUAAGGCAGCAAAGCAAUGUUGUACAGCUUAAUGUCACUUCAAAAGUUUCGCCCAAAUUACUUGUUUCUGUAACCAGAGAUGCGUCUUCCUUCUCGAUAACCUGUCACAUAAGUGGUGACUACGAUGGUGUGGAAUUUAAACGGUGGCUUCAGUAUUACCAGAAUGCAUUGAUCAGGGAAAUUGCUGGUCAGAAGAUCAACAGGUCAAGCAAUGGAUUGACCAUCUAUGAACCAUCAUUCAAGGACGAUGGUGUUUAUGUUUGCACAGCGGAAUACUGGGAUGACGGUUCCUAUCACAACCUGACACGGAAGAUACCAGUUGAUGUCAAAGCACCUCCAAGGAUUCUGAACAACACUCAGGGCGCAGAUCCUCCACAGCUCGUUUUACCACCAGGAGAAUCCUUCACAAUGGACCUCCUCGUCCUCAGUAAGAGUCCAGUCUCAUACACAUUCUUCAUGAAUGGACAGGCCAUAGAGAUGGGUGCUGAUGACCUGGUCCGAUCUGUCAUGACACCUUCGGAGAUGAUGGUGUUGACCUUUGGGCAGAAUGUGACCAAAUCUGGUUAUAUGGUCAGUCUCAUUAUACCGGAUCAGCCCCAGCGCCGUGCCGGAUUGGUCACGAUGUCCAUCUGUAAUUCUGAAGGAUGUGCGCAAUAUGUAGGACCACGACUAUCAGCCGGCAAUGAUGACGUCACUGACCGACCGGAGAUGCCGAAAGGGUUCCUGGCUCCUGUUGUCGUCGCUGUGAGUGUCGUAUGUCUGAUUGUUGUUGUGGCCCUUGUUGCUGUCGUUGCCGUCUUGUGCAGAAAAAAACGAUCAAAAGUUUCAGAAACUUCACGAAUUAGAGAAAAUACUUAUGAUGGAAUGUACGAGUCCCCCGCAGAGGUCGAACUGAAGUACCAGGGACUCGUGAAGACUCCACUGACAUAUGCUCCCCGAGUUCCAAAACUACCACUGCCUUCUGUACCGCCUCCGGAGGACGACCUGUAUGAAGACGCAGCAAGCCUUUAAAUACUUCUGAUAAUUUUAUGGUAAGGGACUACCACAAAAUAAAAUAAAAUAGGGAGAUACUUAUUUUUUCGAUCACGGCAUUUUUGUUUUUUAAAGGAGAAACCGAACAUUUAUAUCCAGGCCUCACACUCCCAUCACUAACCAACUCCAGAAAUAUAUACUCCAGGCCCUAACUUAAAUCGACGGAACCUGUGGUCAAAGCCAUGGCAACUCGCUAUGCGACAUUGCCUCCCUUAUCUGUGCCAGGAUCAGGCAUGAUUUACUCCGAAAGCGAUUCUUGCUGCUUCAGCCUUACUGUGCUCGGUUAUGACCUGAGUCACUCCCUUUUAACCCCCAUUAACCUGACACACCGUGAUAUAAGUGAAACACGUUUCUUGCAGCGUUACACGAAACUCACUCAGCAGGCCACUGUGUUGGAAUACGCAGUAAGCUUUAAGAUCUUUCCUGUGUUUUUUUCAGGAAAUAGGGUUCUAUCCUACGCGAUGGCUUUUAAAACUCCUUAAUCAUAUUGUCCGUAGUUUUGUAAUCGAAUGUAGUUCACGCCUGUUCAAAUGGACCGGGAUACAUCGUUACAUUGUAGCUGUUAAUGGCGUUUGCAAAGCGUAAACGCAAAAACAUGUUCAUGUACGAUCUUAAAAAAAUGAAAACAUCAUGAUGUAUUUGUUUGUCAGGGAAGAUUUGACAUUCUCUGUGUAUGGUGAAGUUGCCCUUUGGGUUAUGAUGAAGACGUGUCCAAAUGUCAUAUCUCGUGUUUCCAUUAUAUGCAUGAUCGUGUAAAGCCAAUAUAUGAUUACUGCUUCAGUCUGAUUGCUUUAUGCACCAUGCCCACAGGUCGAUGUAGGGUAAUAAUCACACGCCCAGUGUCAGUGAACUGUAGACCAAUGUCCUUUCAAUAGCUACUUGACUAUCACGCAGCGUUGAUCAUUAUGAUUGCAUCCUGAUUUUAAUAAUUAAAACGAAAGCUUUUUAUUUGUCGUGAAGGUUGUGACGACUUAAAAAAGAUGUUUGCUUGAAACACGUUUUAAAAGUCGCAUAGAAUUAGAUACGUUGAAUCCGUUUGAAUGUCCAGUCACAACGUUUUAGCAUGACAUGAAACUAUUUCGGUUUAUCAUAAUUGAAUAUGUUUGGAAUCAGAACUCAAACAUCCUUAGGGACAGACCAUUUUUAUAUAUUUUCUCAGCCAAAAGCGAAUGGUCAGUCCCUUACUUUCAAGUUUAAAAAAUGUUCUUGUAUUAAGGUAAGCUUAACAAGGUCAUCGCGAGUAUUGUAACAUUUGAAAACAAAAUGAUAAGAUGCUGGUUUAUUUUGACAUAAGUUAGCGGUUAUUCUAUCAUAUAAGAAAUUAAGAAUAAAAUAUAUACCAUCAACGCCAGAGAAUAACCAGUCACUGAUUCCAAUGGGCGUGAAAGGCAACACAACGGUGAAAAUGAUAUAAGUGGAUCACUGAAAAUCAGUGAUGACACCAGGUGUUCGCGAAGAAACAGGUUUCAGACGUAUGUGUACAUCUAUGCGCAUCAAAAUUACUCCUCUGUCUUCAAUCAAUACAAUGAAAAAAAGUAUUUUUAAAAUUAAACUAGAUUAUUCAAGAACAUUUUCUUCUUCACUGUUAGUGUAAAUGCGUAUUCAGUCAUCAACAUAUUUUAUACGUAAAGAUCAUGGUCAAUAACCGAUACUUGUUGUACGCCGCCACUAAUGAGAUACGGGGGUCAGACUGACUGACCAUUGCAAUGAUAUGAAUCACUGGAUUGUCUAGUCCAGACUCGAUUAUGUGCAGAAUAUAACUGGAAUAUUGCUGACUGGGGCGUUAAACAACAAAUGGACAAAGAAACUAUGUUAUAAGUAUGUGUACGUGAAUGUUAUGAACGUCUUUCCAAUGUUUUGUUCUGGCUUACAUGUACAUGCUUCUUGUAAAGCGUCGCAUUUUUAUUUUACCUUUCUGUUUUUAACUGUAUAGGGUGUUCAAGGUCUUCAGUACAUCAUGCUUGUCGUAAGAGUCGACUUAAACGUUCAUUGGAUGAUUGGGUCUCGGUGACCUGGUUGGUGACAUGACAUCGUGUCCAGGGGAUAUUUGCUCAUGAUAUCAAGCACUUGUUAGCCUGGUCUAGACACGAAUAUUUACAGGACGUCGUUCUUUAGCUGUAAAUAGAGCUGACUGCGGCAUUAACCAACAUUCUUUCCCUCACUCUAUCACAUAUCUAAUAUUUUCAUUCGGUUUGUUUAUAAGGUACUGAUGCUUACAGCCAUCAAUUUUGUAAUAUUACUCAGUUCAUUGCGAAGUAUUUCAUGCAAAUAUGUAACCACGAUGUCACUUGAUGUAUCUAUUUUUAUUAAUAAAAUACGAUUUAACUUU
Molecule: messenger RNA, 3868 nt
Organism: Haliotis rufescens (red abalone)
Lineage: Eukaryota; Metazoa; Mollusca; Gastropoda; Lepetellida; Haliotidae
Exons: 6
Coding region: 142-1518 (458 amino acids)
Biological process (GO): cell surface receptor signaling pathway
Molecular function (GO): transmembrane signaling receptor activity
Source: RefSeq, a predicted model, not a curated record